CCUGGCGGCCCUGCGACGCCACGACCCCUACAUUAGUCGCAUCGUGGAUGUGGCCAGCCAGGUGGCUCUGUACACUUUCUUCCAUCGGGCCAACAAGUGGCCCUGAGGUCCCUGUGCAGCACAGUAGCGGUUGAGAGGGGCGAUUGAGAGGACGGUGCCACAGAUUGGAGCUCUGGAUAAGACCUAGACGUCGGGAAAGAGACAAGCUGCCUGGAUAAGACCUAGACGGCGGGAAAGAGACAAGCUGCCGAGGUGGCUUUGCUGUCACGUGUGCAGUGGAGAGAGAAAGAGAAGACUGAUGUGGAAGGAACCUUAUUUGUUUAUACAAGGUCUGCCUCUCCAAAGCACGGAUUCACCAUUAUGAAUAGGCUCAGCAUGGAAAACAGAACAGAACCCAUUACUAAAGACCUGGACUUCCAGCUCCAGGACCCUUUCCUUCUCUACAGAAAUGCCACAUUGUCCAUUUAUGGAAUUUGGUUUUAUGAUAAGGAAGAGUGCCAAAGAAUUGCAAAACUGAUGAAAAACCUCACUCAGUGUGAACAGUUGAAAGCCUGUCAUGGAGCUGGAGCAGGAUCCUCCCCAGUGACCCUGAGUUCAGGAGAGGGCAGAGAAGUAGAUAUCUUACAGAUGCUCACCAAGGCCAAAGAUGAGUACACCAAGUGUAAGACCUGCUCUGAGCCCAAACAGAUAACCAGUUCUUCUGCCAUCUGUGACAACCCUAAGCUUAUCAAACCUGUCCCUGUGAGACCCAGUGGCAGCCAGAGGCUACAAGAACCCCCUCCCAACAAGACCUUGGACCCUGAGCCCCAACACUUAUCUUUGACAGCUCUAUUUGGGAAACAAGACAAAGCUCCCUGUCACGAAAUUCUGAAACCCUCCCGGCCCUUUGCCCACCACCACCACCACCACCACCACCACCACCACUACCACCAGCAAGAGCAGCUUCCAGUUCAUCAAGGAGUUGGAUGCUUCCUGUCCUAUGAAGAACCCAGAAUGCUGUCACUGCCUGUGGAGAAGCAACUUUGCCCAGCCAUUCAGAAACUCAUGGUGGGGAGCACAGGGCUGCACCCACUGCCACAGCACCCUGAGCAGUGGCCCUGUGAAAGUGGCAGCCCCAGUCCUGCAGAGGCAGUUCUCCCUGCCCCUGUCCAGCUGGGGUCCCCCUGGAACGGUGGGACUACACACUGUUCACAGAGCACUUGCAGAAACCACAAGCUAUUCGAGCAGCUUCAAGGUGCCUCAGGGGCAGCGCAUAAAUAUAAGCCCUGUGCACCUGCCAGCCCGGCUGUGGCCACUCAGGUGGCUCCGUGCCACAGCGUGGCCCAGUCACAGCUGGUGUAUUUCAGUGGCCCUCUUCCUCCCCCCACACCAGGACAUCAAGUUCUCAGGAAGGAGCAGUGUGCACUACCAGCACAAACACUGCCCCUCUCUGGCAGCCAGGAGAACAGCCCCAGUGUGCUCCCUACUCAGGAGCUGCUAAGAAAGCUCCAGGUGGUACAUCAGGAGCAACAGCUACAGGUGGCCUCCCGGCCAGCCCUGGCAGCCAGGUUCCCCGUGUCAGCCCAGAGCCCAGGGACAGAAAAGCCUUUGGAAGCCUGGGCCAACAAGACAGGCAGCAUGGACAAACAGGCUCCUGUAAUGCAGAUCACCUCAUGUCAGUGUGUUCCUGCUCCAGUGGCUUCUCUGCUGAUGCCCCCUGGGGUUUUCACACAGUCCACCUGUGCCCUACUGAAGGAGACUGAUAAUGGGCUCAUGCCUCUAGGAAGCCAAGAACUUCCUACUGCCUCCUCCAGCCUCCUGCCCCUGCAGAACUGGGAAUCCUCCACUAUGGCCAGCAGGCCCCUCACCAGGCUGCAGCUCCAGGAGGCACUGCUGAACCUCAUCCAGAAUGAUGACAACUUCUUAAGCAUAAUCUAUGAAGCCUAUCUCUUCAGUGUGACACAAGCAGCCAUGAGAAAAGCCACGUAAGCAACUCCAUGAGAGCAGAGACUGGGAGAAUUGGCUUUCCAGGUCCUUCACGUGAACUGGGUGACCAAACAUGUUUCUACCUUUUUGACAAAGUAUAGUAAUACAAAGUAAAAUGGUUUUGGACUGUCGAAUAUCUUGGGGGGUUUUUAUUUCUUGUUCUUGAAGAAUCCCAUCCUCCGGUAUACAAAUUGAGUGGGUAGAUGCUUUGGGCUCCGGUCAUAUAAGAUUAAAUUUUUUCCUACAUUUAUGAGGCCAUUUUAAGAAGAAUUGGGCUCCUCAUGGGAGGGGAUGUUCUCUCGGAGCUAUUUAUUAAUAGCUGAAGCUAAAGAGAGCAAUUUCCUAGUGUUGGGCUCUGUGUGCCAUGGUGCUUGAUAACCACCAGAGGGCAAUAUUACCCCACAAGUUACCUACUAAGGGUUUCAUGAGCUCUUGAAAGCAAUGUUGACUUUGUUUUAACAAAGUCAGUCUUUCAUUUGUAAGGCUCCACUUGGCAUGUUUGAUCUGAGUCUUUGUAGAAAGACUUUCUGAAGACAUUUCUAGCCAGUUUCUAUCUAGAAGGUUUCAACAGUGGCCCAAGACUUGAAGCAACACUCUCAUUUCUCAAUCCAGGGUGCUUCUUGAGACCCAAACAGUAGGAUCAGCCUGCUCUCGCUUCCAGACAGACAGUCUCAUUUAGAAAAUGUGCUGGGGGGGCGGGUCCCAUGAGAAUAGGUUGUAGCUAUUCAGGACCAGAAGGUCGAAGAUUCUCCAAGCUCUGUAGCAGUCCUGUUGCUGCGUCAUGUGCAAAGAGAUAAGAAGCACAAUCCUAGAGGGAGGCGAAGAGCCUUGCAGUCCCCAGAGGGAGCAUGUGGAAACUGACCCCUGCAGAGCAUGCACAGUGACUGAAGCUGCAUGGUUUUACCAUCGUAGUUAUUCCUGGACCACGAAAAGAUCGUUAGCUUAGUGCUUCCUAGAAGAAUCUCAUUCUGUCUGUGGAGAAUUUAAAAUGGAGGCUGGGGUGGGGGUGAAGACUUCCUUACAGCUUCUGAUGCUGGGACCAGAAGUGUCGGAGCUUUGUUCAUCCUCCUAGCAGCAGGGAAACAGCGCCUGUCCUGAAUGCGGGCACGCUUUCCCUAAGGAAGAACGGAGGGGCGGGAGCUGCUGAAGAGGAGCUGACCUCUGCUCACCCUCGCUGUGCACUGGGCUUUACCUGCAUCUACUGUGCCAGCCUCUGGGAGGGAUGCCUCCCAUGCCAUCCAGCACUGCUAGGAACCCAUGUAAAUCUCUCAACUACUUGGCAGUAAUUAUACAUGUCUCCAUAGUCCUAUAAGCAGGAGGAAGCAAGAGGGACAGCCAUGGUCCUGUGGUCCCCAGUCAGUCAAAACAGCAUCACUUUGUUAACUUGUCUACUAAAAUUGGAGCUAUAUUAGGCUGGGGGUGUACCUCCAUCAUAGAGCACUUGCCUACAUAAGGUUCUGGGUUCAGUCCCUAGCACUUAAAAAGGCUAUUUGACCAAUGACCAGUCUUUAAAAAUGUGGUUUGGUGAUACAAAUAAAAUAAAAUAAUGGAAAACAUUUAAAAACUCUAUAAUUGCAUGUUUAAAGAUGCUUCUGUAGCCAGGGAAAGAUUAAUUUUGUUCUUAGCAUUUCUAAUAUAUUGUGUCAAUGAAUAGCUUUAUUUUAUGAAAUAGUUUCCCUUUCUUCACAUGAAUAAGUAAAACUGUAGCGGCAGCUGUUGCCACCCAACAGAGCAAGCCAGGACGGGAGUUUAGAGGACAUGCAGCCUUUGUAGGCCAGUGCUACAGUGAUCUGUUUUGACAAAAUGGUACAUUCUCCAUCAUCCACUCUAGUAGAUCACCUUAAAAGCAAAGAUGGCCACCUGCAGGACAGUCAGGAUGGGUGCUUACCUCCUUACCUCAGCAGGCAAGAGUUGCCUUCUACAGAGCUCCAUGGACACUUGAGCACAGGAAAAAAUGGAUCUAGGCAUCCAGGACUGAACUUCCUAUGUAAAUUUCCAUUUCAUCUUCCCAUGCUCCUCCUGAACUCAAGUUCAGCUUCCACUUAGAGGUCUCUGCCCCAGCAGAGUUUUAACCUCCUUGGAUUUCAGGUAGAGCCUGUAAUACUGUGGCUAAAGGCAGCUUUAUCCAGUGCAGCGAAUGGCACCUUGCAGCGCCAAGGGAGUCAGGUGGCCAGGAGUAGAGGGUGGAGCAUGAGUGGAGUCCCUUGGUCCUGCCUUCAGCUCCUGGACAAGUCUCUUUACAAGGCACCUUAUUGAUGAAUUGAGAGACCUCACAGAGUUCAGAGGACUAAACUGUCAUGGUCCAGGGCUGCAUGCCAGCCAUUGGGAAGGACCUACAGCUACGGGGGAGGGGGGAGCUUCCUGCCAUUGCCCCGACAGUGUGUGCCUGAGGGCCACCUUGUUAUGCCCCCCCCCCCCCCACUUCAUUGGUGCAAUGGAAGCAGUCAUGUCCCUUCUUUAUGAAGGAACUCGUGGGCUGCAACACUGCUAGCAUGGUAACCCUGCGCCUGCCCCGGACUUGCAGGGAAAGUUCUGUGUUAAGUUCCUGUCAUUGUGACAACAAACCUGAGUAAAUCCACUUCACGGGUGAAUGUUUUGCUGUGGGACACAGUUUCAAGGGUUUUAGUGUAUGUUGAUGUGGGAUCUGUUGAUGUGAGGCAGAAAGCCAUGGUGGAACAAAGCUGUUUGCCUUGGAGCAGCCAGGAAGCAAAGAGGAAGAGAAAGGAGGUCUGUGCUGGCUAGAUUUAUGUCACCUUGACACAAGCUGGAGUCAUCGGAGAAGAGAGAACCUCAAUUGAGAAAAUGGCUCCAUAAGAUAAGGCUGUUGACAAACCUGUAGAACAUUUACUAAUUAGUGAUUGAUGGGGGAGAGCCCAGCCCAUUGUGGGUGGAGCCACCCCUGGGCUGUGCUUCUGUGUGAUAUAAGAAAGCAGGCUGAGCAAGCCAUGUGGAACAAGCCCAUAAACAGCACCCCUCUAUGGCCUCUGUAUCAGUUCCUGCCCCCAGGUUCUGGGCCUGCUUGAGUUCCUGUCUUGGCUUUCUUCAGUGACGAACUAUACCGUGGACAUGUAAGCUAAAUAAACUGUUUCCUCCCCAA
Molecule: messenger RNA, 5062 nt
Organism: Peromyscus californicus insignis
Lineage: Eukaryota; Metazoa; Chordata; Mammalia; Rodentia; Cricetidae
Gene: Dcp1b
Product: decapping mRNA 1B
Exons: 10
Coding region: 361-1968 (535 amino acids)
Biological process (GO): deadenylation-independent decapping of nuclear-transcribed mRNA; deadenylation-dependent decapping of nuclear-transcribed mRNA; positive regulation of catalytic activity
Cellular component (GO): P-body
Molecular function (GO): enzyme activator activity; mRNA binding
Source: RefSeq, a predicted model, not a curated record